AUAUUCAACCUUAUAAUGAACACACUAAGACAUCACGCCUUGUGACCUGUGCUAGUGAUUGUAAUUUACUGUCUGGCUGAAACCUGUACCUAACUGCGCUUGAAAGUUGAAAUGGGAACGAAACGAAAGUUAAAGAUUAAAUUAGUAGUAUACCGCUAUGUCCCACUUUUAAGCAUGGUUUAGCUUAGAACUAAUUCAUUUAGCAUUUACUCGACAGAACCUUAGUGUUCGAAAAUGUUAAACGUAAUAGAACUAGGUUUUUUAUGUUUAGCGAUCACUGUUGCAUUAACUGGUUUUGUGAUUAAGAAUUACGAAAAACAUGUACCGGCGUUUAUUUUAAAAGGGUUCAAAUACGGUGCUUUCGCGUACCAAGGCUCGGGUGCUGUUUAUUUACGAGUUAUCGAAGUGUCGAAAGCUCGUUACAGGCACUUCUAUGCAUUUUCAUCUGUCUUUAGCGCGCUGACUUUGGUUUACGCUUUAUUGGUGUAUUUUUAUGAAUUCAAAGUUCACAAAUAUGUCGUACUAUUCCUACAUUUUUUAUUGGAACAGGACAAACCUGCAGUGUCUGUUGCAGCAGUUCUUCUAGCUCUCUCACUGCUUAUGGUUCAGUGUUUCAGAAGAUGCUAUGAAACAUACUACCUACAAGUAUUUGCUCGGACAAGCACAAUGAAUCUCAGCCACUAUAUUGCAGGGCUGGUACAUUAUUUUGCUGUGGUGGUUGCUGUUAUAGGACAAGCACCUUUGUUCUGUGACAAUCAAAACCGAAAAAAAAUUCUAUGGCACGACAUAAAGACGCUUACCUUAUCAAUACCUGUCACCAUAAUAUUUCUAUGGGCAUGGUACGAACAAUAUAAAAGCAAUGUGGUGUUAGCAAACUUGCGCAAAGACCAGAAAUCUAGAAUGGUUGUCACAGAGAAGCAUUGUGUACCUCGUGGAAGGCUGUUUAAGUAUGUGUCAAGUCCACACAGACUUUGCGAAGUCAUUAUGUAUGUGAUGUUACUGAUUUUAGUACCCACAAGGACCUUCUUCUGUAUAUUCUUAUGGGUGAUAUGUAAUCAGGUUCAGACUGCAUUGCAUGCUCACGAAUGGUACAAAAAAACAUUUAUGGACUAUCCCACUGAUAGAAAUGCAAUUAUUCCUCAGAUUUAUUGAAUUUAAAUAUCAGUCGACUAACACGUAAGACGCAGAAGAUAUUUGACGAUUUGUCUAUGUUUUGAUGUUGUAGUAGAAAACGUAUUCAUGUAGUAGAUGGUUCUUUGAAAUGGAUGUAGUAUCAAUGUAAAUUAUCUAUAGGUAUACUCCUUGUUUAUGAGUAUACAUACAUUUCGCGUAUCAAUUUGUCGGUAUUGUAGGUAACUUUUAUCUAGUAUUAGUUUAUCAAUCCAUACAAAGGUAGAAAUUUACUCGUAGCUGCACCUACUUUGUUAGUUUUAGGCUUACUUAUCUCUUAAAAAGGGAAUGGUUGCAUUCGUGACAAUUUUUUGUGACAUUGUCUCAUAGAAUCGGAGACGUAGCACGUAUACGGGAUGGAACGGUAUUUUGUAUUUUGAAUUUCGAAAAUCUAUGCGUAAGUAUAUAAACUAUUUUGUGAUUUCAAACAAUCAGUUGUAAAGUUUUUUGUUAUCGAUAUCAAAAUCAACAACCUUCAGCUAUGGAACAAAGACUUAAUAAAAGUCUAAUUUCCAUAUGACGUCACGAGUGUGGCAUGACACAGGGAGUUUUCGCGGUUUUCUUUAAAAAUAAAAUAGCAAUUUAUAGCAACAACAUUUAAUAACUGUAAAAGAUAUUUUUUUUUAUAUUGUAGAUACUUUUGAACAACAGUUUUUCAAUAUUAGUCUGAUGACUAAUAUUAAAUAACAAUAAACUGUUGUUCAAAAGUAUUCCUAUUGCGUGCGGAUAUUUUUACAGCACAAAUUAUGAUUCAAAGAGGCAUUUACUUAUUUAAGGCAGUACUUGGAAAUGAAAAAUGGGAUUUCAUUGCUUUUUUUUAAUUAUCGAUGAUUAGGUUAUAAUAAUUUAUUGCAGCGUUACUUAAAAACAAAAAAAAUUCCAUUGACUGUAAUUUUCGAAGUAAAUGUAAUAAACGCAUAUAUUUUUUAUGAAAACUAAAUUUAUUGAGGCUAAUUAAAUUU
Pararge aegeria (speckled wood butterfly) is the source of this 2132-nucleotide messenger RNA. RefSeq names its product polyprenol reductase. Gene Ontology annotation, biological process: dolichol-linked oligosaccharide biosynthetic process; polyprenol catabolic process. The record is from RefSeq and is a predicted model, not a curated record. The transcript is spliced from 4 exons. NCBI's taxonomy places the organism in Eukaryota, Metazoa, Arthropoda, Insecta, Lepidoptera, Nymphalidae. The coding region runs from base 235 to 1152 and encodes 305 amino acids. Gene Ontology annotation, molecular function: 3-oxo-5-alpha-steroid 4-dehydrogenase activity. Gene Ontology annotation, cellular component: endoplasmic reticulum.